This is a messenger RNA of Penicillium alfredii, 897 nucleotides long. RefSeq lists its product as uncharacterized. The transcript has a single exon. The record is from RefSeq and is a predicted model, not a curated record. NCBI's taxonomy places the organism in Eukaryota, Fungi, Ascomycota, Eurotiomycetes, Eurotiales, Aspergillaceae. Bases 1 to 897 code for a protein of 298 amino acids.
AUGCGUUACACCCUUGCCAACGGUCUUGCGCUUCUGGCGAUGUCGCCGCUGGCUGCCCUCGCUCUCCCCGUUGACCCGAGCAACCAGCCCGGAGUCUGGGACCCCAACGGCCAGUACCAGAAGGGCCACUACGAGAAUGGCCGCUUUAUUCCCAACAACCAAGGCCAGAACUGGCAGGGUGUGAACGAAUGGGGCAACAACAACAACGGCUGGCGCCCAGACAACACCCGUCCGGCCAACCCCCAGAACACCCCGUAUGGCUACAACAACGGCCAGAACCAGUGGCAGAACAACCAGUGGAACGGUGAUGCCCAGAACCGCCAGAAUGACGGCCAGUGGACUCGCCGCUCCUCGGUCGACCAGCCCAUGGACCGCGAGGGUGUCCGCAACGGCAACGGCAACGGCAAUAUGCCGGGUGUGUCUGGCCUCCACGCCCGCAACUGGCCCUGGGAUAACCAAAACCAAAACCAGAACAAUGGACAGGGCUGGACUGAUGCCCAGGGUCGCUGGCACCAGGGUAACAACCAGAACAACGGACAGGGCUGGACUGAUGCCCAGGGUCACUGGCAUCAGGGUAACAACCAGAACGGACAGGGAUGGCGCGACGCCAACGGUGUCUGGCACCAGAACCAGAAGCGCACCUUUGACCCCAUCCUCGGUGACGCCGGCUUGAACCGCGACGGAGACCGCAACUUCGGCACCCCGACUGUUCCUCGCUUCUGGCCUUUCACCAACGGCGACCGUGACCAGCACCACAACGGCAACGACUGGAAGAACGACCAGUACAACCGUGACGGCUACAACAACGGUAACGGCUACAACAACGGCAAUGGCUACAACCGUGAUGGAUACAACGGUAACGGCUACAACCGCGCCACUCCCACUCCUCGCGUUUAA